Elephantulus edwardii (Cape elephant shrew) is the source of this 832-nucleotide messenger RNA. RefSeq names its product N-terminal Xaa-Pro-Lys N-methyltransferase 1 (gene NTMT1). NCBI's taxonomy places the organism in Eukaryota, Metazoa, Chordata, Mammalia, Macroscelidea, Macroscelididae. Gene Ontology annotation, cellular component: cytoplasm. The coding region runs from base 23 to 694 and encodes 223 amino acids. The record is from RefSeq and is a predicted model, not a curated record. Gene Ontology annotation, molecular function: N-terminal protein N-methyltransferase activity. The transcript has 3 exons.
AAGAAGCGUGAUUAGUGACAACAUGACCAGUGAGGUGAUAGAAGAUGAGAAACAGUUCUACUCAAAGGCCAAGACCUACUGGAAAGAAAUCCCACCCACAGUGGACGGCAUGCUCGGGGGGUAUGGCCACAUCUCCAGCAUCGACAUCAACAGCUCCCGGAAGUUCCUGCAGAGGUUUUUGAGGGAAGGCCCAAACAAGACGGGAAAUUCCUAUGCCCUGGACUGUGGAGCUGGCAUUGGAAGGAUCACCAAGCGGCUGCUCUUGCCAUUGUUCAAAGUGGUGGAUAUGGUUGAUGUGACGGAGGAUUUUCUGGUUAAAGCAAAGACCUACCUAGGUGAAGAGGGCAAGCGGGUGAGGAACUACUUUUGUUGUGGUCUUCAAGACUUCAGUCCAGAGCCCAACUCUUACGACGUCAUCUGGAUCCAGUGGGUGAUAGGCCACCUGACCGAUCAGCACCUGGCUGAGUUCCUGCGGCGCUGCAAGCAGGGCCUUCGUCCCAAUGGCAUCGUCGUCAUCAAAGACAACAUGGCCCAAGAGGGUGUUAUCCUGGAUGAUGUGGACAGCAGCGUGUGCCGGGACCUCGAAGUGGUCCGCAGGAUCAUCCGCAGUGCAGGCCUCAAUCUCCUUGCCGAGGAGAGGCAGGAAAACCUCCCUGACGAAAUUUACCACGUCUACAGCUUUGCCCUCAGAUGAGCCCUGGCUAAUUUGCAGGAGAAACAGAGGGACCAGUGUGGGGGUGGGAAGGGAGCUGGCAAUUGUGAGCCCAAGGCUCCAUGUUGAUGGUUCAAGGGUGUUGAAAGGGCACUAAAUAUACUGUCUGCUACCUACUCA